Cyprinodon variegatus (sheepshead minnow) is the source of this 1124-nucleotide messenger RNA. Its product is annotated as transcriptional activator protein Pur-beta. NCBI's taxonomy places the organism in Eukaryota, Metazoa, Chordata, Actinopteri, Cyprinodontiformes, Cyprinodontidae. The record is from RefSeq and is a predicted model, not a curated record. The transcript has a single exon. Gene Ontology annotation, biological process: regulation of transcription by RNA polymerase II. Gene Ontology annotation, molecular function: RNA polymerase II transcription regulatory region sequence-specific DNA binding; DNA-binding transcription factor activity, RNA polymerase II-specific; purine-rich negative regulatory element binding. The coding region runs from base 39 to 953 and encodes 304 amino acids. Gene Ontology annotation, cellular component: nucleus.
UCAGGCAUACGCAGAGAAACGGGCUGCUGGUGGCGAAGAUGGCGGAUGGGGAUAGCGGCAGUGAGCGCGGUGGCAGCAGCGGCGGCGGCGGCGGGGGAGGAAGCGGUGGAUUUCAGCAUUACCAGCGCGAACCAGAGACCCAGGAGCUGGCUUCGAAACGACUGGACAUUCAGAACAAACGCUUUUACCUUGACGUGAAACAGAACGCCAAAGGCCGGUUCAUCAAAAUCGCAGAGGUCGGCGCCGGGGGCUCUAAAAGUCGUUUGACCCUCUCCAUGUCAGUUGCAGCUGAGUUCCGCGACUAUCUUGGUGAUUUUAUAGAGCACUACGCCCAACUCGGGCCUAGCACCCCGGAGCAGAUUGCUCAGUCGUCCAGCGGUGAUGACAGCGGGCCUAGACGGGCCUUGAAGAGCGAGUUUCUGGUGCGUGAGAACCGAAAAUACUACCUCGACCUUAAGGAGAACCAACGGGGUCGGUUCCUCCGGAUUCGACAGACCGUCAACAGAGGCCCCGGAUUCGGAGUGGGGGGCAUUCCCGGAGCCGGCAUGCAAUCCGGCCAAACCAUCGCCCUCCCCGCUCAAGGGUUAAUAGAGUUCCGCGACGCUUUGGCUAAGCUGAUAGACGACUACGGGGGAGACGACGAUGAGCUGGGCGGUGGCGGAGGAGCCGGGGGCUACACCGAACUUCCGGAGGGCACGUCGAUCAUGGUGGACUCCAAACGCUUCUUCUUCGACGUCGGGUCCAACAAGUACGGCGUCUUCUUACGGGUGAGCGAGGUUAAGCCCAGCUACAGGAACUCUAUAACUAUCCCCUUCAAGGCGUGGAGCAAGUUCGGGGGAGCGUUUAGCCGCUACGCCGAGGAGAUGAAGGAGAUCCAGGAUCGGCACCGGGACAAGAUGUACGAGCGGAGAACCGGAGAGGAGUCCGAGGGGGACGACGUGGACGACGAUUGACCCACAGGGAGAGGUGUUUGUUUGGUUUGGGGUGGUUUAAGUUAACAAAAUGAUGCAAAGCCUGGAGAUACAACAGAGGAACGACUAUUUUGUGCAUGACGAAUCGAACUAUAAAAAGCUAAAACAGAGUAAGAUAAAAAAAAAAAGUAUAUUUGACUGAGAAAUUGUCUA